Dunckerocampus dactyliophorus (ringed pipefish) is the source of this 4090-nucleotide messenger RNA. RefSeq names its product ring finger protein (C3H2C3 type) 6 (gene rnf6). Gene Ontology annotation, cellular component: nucleoplasm; cytoplasm. Gene Ontology annotation, biological process: ubiquitin-dependent protein catabolic process; positive regulation of DNA-templated transcription; protein ubiquitination. The record is from RefSeq and is a predicted model, not a curated record. Gene Ontology annotation, molecular function: ubiquitin protein ligase activity. NCBI's taxonomy places the organism in Eukaryota, Metazoa, Chordata, Actinopteri, Syngnathiformes, Syngnathidae. The coding region runs from base 558 to 2702 and encodes 714 amino acids. The transcript has 4 exons.
UUUUCUGUGACAUUGUCAUCUCAUUUAAAUCCAUCCUGAUGCUUGGCUUUAUCGACCUUGCAUGUUGACUUAGUGAUACAACUCUUUAUCUGAUUUAUAUGUAGGUAAUUAUUCAAAUUGGGUCGUCCGCGAGUCGGCUAACCGCUGCUAUUCGCUAUCGUCACUUGCGCUAACUAGCUAGUACUCCGCUAGCAACUAAGGCGUUGCGCAUUCAAAAUAGCUCGGUGUGCCAUUGUGGUGUCGGCGAAAUGUAUUGUAAAUCUGGCGGCGGCGACGGCACACUUUACCAUCGUCAUAGUCUUGUAACACUUAUGAAAAGCGAAUUCUUUUGUCUUUGCCUUCGUUUACAUGGAGACUGUCCUUUUCGCUUCGCCCCACCUCUGCUGACCGCGAUUGGACGCUUGGCUCGUCGCUCAUUUCUAACCGGCCGAUGAUUGGCUGUUGCCCAACGAGGACAACGCCACUUUAGUUUGCUUUAUCGCCUUGUCUUCAACGUGGCCUUCCUUAGCAUUUGUCAAAACAUGGCUACGAACAAAUAAUAUCAACGGCCACGACGAAUGCGUCGAUCACUGUUCAUGGUGAUGGACCCUCCUGGGGGGGGAGACGAGCGUCGGAGACAGGCAGAGCGUCUUCGAAGGGAGGAGGCGUAUUAUCAUUUUAUCAAUGAGCUGAGCGAGGAGGAGUAUCGACUCAUGAGAGACAGCAAUCUGCUGGGUACCCCUGGAGAGGUGACUGCCGAAGAGCUCCAGCAGCGCCUUGAUGGAGCAAAGGAGCGCGAGUCAUCUCAGCCCAGCACAGUGCAACGCUUGCCGGCUGCAGACCCGGUAGAGCAGCAGGGCGGCAGUGGAGAGGAAAGGGGGUCUGGCGGGAGACGAGGAGGGACCCACGGAGAACCUGGGGCAGAGACCUCCAAUGGAGACUCCUUACUGGAGUGGCUGAACACGUUCAGGCGCACUGGGAACGCCACCCGCAGCGGGCAGAGCGGCAACCAGACGUGGCGCGCCGUUAGCAGGACGAACCCUAACAGCGGGGAGUUUCGCUUCAGCCUGGAGAUCAACAUAAACCACGACCAGUCCGAAGCGGGGGAGCACAGUGACACUUUGGACUCGGCUGAGCAGCCCCCCGCUGCUCCAAGUACACCUCCCAACCGAACAGCUUCCUCCGCCUCCCGCCCGUCAAGCACGCCUCGGCCGUCUCCUUACCCCUCCCCUCGACCUGCCCUCAGCAGGAGGAUGCAGACACGCCGCACACGCAGCAGCACUAGCACUCUUUCCAUGGGCCCCACUGCACUUACUGCUCUUGUGGGACCUCCAGCUCAGAGGAGAGGAGCCGCCAUGCACUCUUUAGUACCGCCUCCCACUGUUGCCCCCCAUGCUGACCAGUCAGCACCUUCUCCACAUCAAGCCCCCAAUUCCGAAUUGGAGCAGGGCCGCGAUGACGUGACCUUAUCCCUGAACUGCCCCCGUGUGUCGACCCAGACUGGGUCUCAGGGCCCCGCGGUGGAGCAGGAAUCACGCAGGACUCGAUCGCGUGGACGAUUGCGCAGGGCCGCAGCAGGGAGCUUAGUCCCACCCCGCAGCUCAAGGCGAAGUCGCUCUCCCUUACACGGGAGCCUCGUCACUACCCCGGUGUCAAGCGGUGGUAUCAGUGGCUCAAGCAUCCACAUUGUCGACACAGGAAGCGGCACCAGCUCUGUCUCCAUGGAGACUGGGGAGGCUGUAGCAGAACCUGCUGCUGAAACGGAGCCAACUGUUGAGACUAGUGAGCGUGAGAAUGAAUCACAUUUAACUGCAUCAGGAGCUUCAUCAGUCCGCCGGCACCCUACCAUCAUGCUAGACCUGCAGGUGAGGAGGAUCCGACCCGGCGAAAACAGAGACCGGGACAGCAUUGCCAGCAGAACGCGCUCUCGAGCCCGUGUUGCUGAGAACACAGUCACUUUUGAAAGCGACAGCGGUGGAUUUCGACGCACCAUCUCCAGGUCGGAGCGAGCGGGGAUCCGCACCUAUGUGAGCACUAUUCGGAUCCCGCUGCGGCGCAUCAGUGAGACCGGCCUGGGGGAACCCAACUCAACUGCACUGCGCUCUAUUCUGCGCCAGAUCAUGACCGGAUUUGGAGAGUUGAGCUCCCUCAUGGAGACGGAGGCAGAUUCUGAAAAUGUGUCGCCAAGCCACAUGGAUGUUAGCUUGACGAAUAGCAGCGCUACUCCAGCUGGACGUUUGUACACCCAUGAGAACACAUCUGGUCAGGUGGGCUCAGGUGGACUUGAUCCAGAGAGGGUGGGGCCAGAGGGCACUGAGGAGGAGCAGGGUGGUCAGGCCAGGCUUGUGGGAGGACCAGUUAGUGCCACAGAGGGCCGGCCCACCAGCAGAGACACUAACAAUCUCGUAGAAAACGGCACUCUUCCCAUCUUGCGGCUAGCACAGUUCUUCUUGUUGAACGAUGAAGAGGAGGAUGAGCACCCUCGCGGCCUAACCAAAGAGCAGAUUGACAAUUUGGCCACACGCUCUUACGGCCAGGCCAGCUUGGAAGGAGAGGCGGGCCGCGCGUGCAGUGUUUGCAUCAACGACUACGCCCAGGGCAACAAGCUGCGCCGCCUGCCCUGCUCGCACGAGUUCCACAUCCACUGCAUUGACCGCUGGCUCUCCGAGAACAACACCUGCCCCAUCUGCAGGCAGCCCAUACUGGCAGCGCACCAAGACUGAGCAGACCCAAGUGGACUUUGCAUGUACAUAGUGCUCUCAUCCGUUCUCAUAGUUUUAACGUCAUACAAAGAAAUGAUUUAGGGGACGGCGCUAGGGGCGGGGUUUCAGAACUCUUCUGGUUUUGAAAGCAGAUCAUUAAACUAAAACAUUCAUGCUGAAACAAGGAUAGUAGUUGUCAGCAAACUGUUGCAGUGAAAUGUACUACGCUUCGUUCACACUUUGAAUUGGACUGCCCUUAGAUCCACAAAGGCGCCUGUAUCAAACAAAAUUAUUGGUCAUGAUUUCCCCGUUUUCUGCUGUUAUAUCAACACAGUCUGGUGUUUAGGCUGCGUGUAGCGUUCACUUUACGUUUGAUAAAUUGGCCCAUUGCGUAUUUAUUUACCCAAACCAAACCUGUUAAGUGUGAACACGCCAUAAAAGAGUGUACAGUGGGUAACUCCAAUUAAUUUUUAAUAAACUAAUUUCACAAGCACAGUCUAGUUUCAGAAUGCUUAAUCAGAGUUACAACUAGCCAGUGACUUCAAUUAACAAAAUGUUAUUUUUGUAGCCUCUGAUUUCAGCAUUGUUAUAUUUCCUCUGAAUGCUGAUGAGAUUUUUGAGCUGCUGCGGAUAGUUUCCUGAAGUCUCCCAUGCUGCUCUACAGAAAUUACUUUUAGAUUGGAUUUGUUGUGUAGGCUGUAAAUACCCUACCACACUUUGUAGGACACUUCAUGAGUGGAAACGGAAAAUCAAAACGCUGUACUCCAUUUUAAAGUGUCCUUUUAUUGCUUUAAAUGUGUUGUUCUAUGGGCAUGUGUAUGAGUUAUGUAUUUAAAUUGUCUACUAAAUCCAGUAUUCUUUAUUAAGUUCUCUCCACACAUGCAGAAGGCACGUGAUAAUCAGGAAUUUAGAGUUGUGCAAUACACAAAUGUAUUCAUGUUUUAUUGUUUUCGUUGUUUGGCUGUUUGAUGGCUGUUGACAUUGUGAUGCCUGAUGAUCAUCUUCGCUCUCAAACAAGUCUCGCAAACCUUCAAUUCAGCGCUUACAGAUCCGGUACCGUCUCAAAUAGACGUGACAAGAUUGUGUUGCAAAUGUAACCCGUAGCGAUUAUGCAUCAUGAGGUAGGUGUGACAAUGGAAGAUGUUAUUGACACAUAAAAUGAAGUACUCUGUGGUUGAAUUAUGUGUGAGUGGUCCGCAGAAUGUUGCUGUUCAGGGAAGUUCCACCACAGACUUGACAGGGCCAGUGCCUAUUCACUUUCUAUUACAUGAUCAAGGUGGAAACUGAAACCAUGAAUGUGUAUUAUGCUCCUCUGUGAUACUGACUUUUUUUUCCCCAUGUGCAGAUAAUAAUUUCCUAGCUCUCCUCGACAACACAAUAAAACGCAGCUUACCGAGCGAUGUGUGUUU